CUGGGAACGGACCGAGCCAGGAUGAUGUUGGCAACGCACGCGCCACCUUAUUUCCUGAUUAAGUCCCACCGUCUCCUCUUCGCCUCGUCUUUACUCCUGUCAUUCCCUAUUCCGACUACUUCGCGGCCGCUCUCAUUCACCACCUCCGCCGCUAGGCUUCUUCUCCGCGUCAAGCCUCGCCGAUUCGCCACCAUGGCUGCGGAUAGUCCAUCCGCUCUCGUUUCUCCGCCGGCUCAUGUAGUUGGACCCUGGUACUCCGUCCCGGAACUCCGGCUUCGCGACCAUCGAUUCACGGUUCCCCUCGACUAUUCCUCCGUCGAUCGCCAUGUUUCUCCGAAGCUCACCGUCUUCGCUCGCGAAGUUGUAGGCGUCGGGAAAGAAGACCAAUUGCUGCCCUACCUAUUGUACCUUCAAGGUGGCCCGGGCUUCGAGUGUCCACGUCCGUCUGAAUCUAGUGGAUGGUUACAAAAGGCUUGCGAGGAAUUUCGUGUUGUUCUCAUGGAUCAGAGAGGAACAGGGUUGUCUACUCCCUUGACACCUUCAUCUAUGUCUCAGUUGGGUUCUGCAGAGAAGGUGGUUGAGUACUUGAAACACUUUCGUGCGGACAAUAUAGUGAAGGAUGCUGAGUUUAUCCGAGUUCGACUUGUUCCUGAUGCUGGACCUUGGACAAUUUUGGGUCAGAGUUAUGGUGGUUUUUGUGCAGUGACUUAUCUGAGUUUUGCACCUCGAGGACUAAAGCAAGUGCUUCUAACUGGAGGGAUACCUCUUGUAGCGGAUCACUGUACUGCAGAUACUGUCUACAGAGCAUGCAGUGAACAGGUUAUUCAGCAGAAUGCAAAGUACUAUGAAAGGUUCCCUCAUGAUGUUGAAGUUGUUCGUGAAGUUGUGAAGUAUUUAGCUAAUGCUGAAGGAGGCGGGGUGCCUCUUCCAUCAGGGGGAAUCCUGACCCCAAAAGGACUGCAAACUCUUGGUCUUUCCGGUUUGGGAUCUAGUUCAGGUUUUGAACGUUUGCAUUAUUUGUUUGAGAGAGUAUGGGAUCCCAUUAUAGUUCCGGGAUCAAAGAAGCAAAUCAGUGACUACUUCUUGAAUGGUUUUGACAAUUGGUUGGAUUUUGGUACAAAUCCACUCUAUGCUCUCAUGCAUGAAUCUAUAUACUGUCAGGGUGCCUCAUCACGGUGGUCUGCUCAUAGAAUAAGGGGGGAGUAUGACGAUAAAUUCAAUGCAAUCAGAUCCAUUGAAGAGGGCCGCCCUGUAUUUUUCACAGGAGAGAUGGUGUUUCCAUGGAUGUUUGACGAAGUUUUUGCCUUGAAGAAAUAUAAAGAUGUUGCUCAUUUGUUGGCUGAAAAGCAGGAUUGGCCUCCUUUGUACGACCCUGCUGUGCUAAGCUGCAACAAGGUGCCGGUGGCAGCUGCUGUCUAUUAUGAUGAUAUGUACGUCAACUUCAAGCUGGCGAUGGAGACAGCCUCCAAAAUCGCAGGGAUUAGGCUAUGGAUAACGAAUGAGUACAUGCACUCUGGUCUUCGAGACGCAGGUGGGCAGGUGUUGGACCAUCUGCUGGGGAUGCUGAAUGGUAAGAAGCCUUUGUUCUGAUACUACAACGACAUACGGUUGCAAUGUCGUUUGUCCCCCUCGCAGUCGACAUAUGUCUAUUCGUCAAUAGAUGGCCAGAGAGCCGUUGUAAGCUUCAUGUGGGUGAAUAAAAAUGGCGUCCCGUUUAGUUUGUGGUAGUCAGAGACAGUUGAAGUUGGUUGGUUUUGGAAUAUAACAAUUUUUACACUUCGUGAUAUGUCUUGUUAGUGAAGGUUGGAGACCGUAGACCUCCAUUACCUUGCAGGUUCGGCACUCUGAGAGAGUGGUGUGAAAGAGAAGGUAAUAGAUGAGAAUGUUAGCAGAAAGUUUCUUAAACAGGUGAACUAAUUGGGAGUGGUUGCUUGAGGAGUAAGGUCUCUUCUUUCCGGAGGCGUAUUGCUGACGUCUGAGGAAACACGUCAAAAGUUGGGGCAACUUUCUCUGUCGUUCCAUAUUUGUGGAUCCUGAGCAACAUGCUAUUUAAAACAAGGGGAAAAGGGCACAUGGGUUUUCCUUUGUAUUUUGGAAUUUUGCAACUUGGGAUGGAACAUCGUUAUCUUUUCCUUUGUUGAAGUUUUACGUAUGAAUAUGAUGAGGCAGAGGCAGCGGCACCUCGGAGAAGCUUGA
Molecule: messenger RNA, 2196 nt
Organism: Linum tenue
Lineage: Eukaryota; Viridiplantae; Streptophyta; Magnoliopsida; Malpighiales; Linaceae
Source: the annotation of a GenBank genome assembly